GGGAUGCUAGCAGGAGAGCUUCAACAUCAUCAUCUUCAUCACCGUGCAUCACCGUCACCACCAUCAUCACCGGGAGUGGAGGGAGAGAGGAGCAGCAGCUCUCCGUGGGCUAAAAAGUUCAGCAGGAUCCGGUUUAAUAACGGAGCACCGGAGGGGCUCGUGCCCGGCGUUAACCCGGGAUAAUCCACCUGACACGGUUGAUUUCUACUCCGGACUCCAUGGAAACAGAUCCGCCGGUUUUGAAGGGAUUUAUUGUGUAUUUAGCGGAUCACUCGGUGCUUUCAAGGAUCGCUCUCUCAAAGAUCCCCGGCUCUGAAACUAAUCACGUUCCGAAGGGAUCCCCGGUUUGUUUGUCUUCCGGCGGAUUCCCGGGCUUUGAAUUGAUCACUUCGUGUUUGAUCCGAUCUGUGACGUUUUAAAAUGACCCCCCAGAUGUUUGUUGUGACGGAUUCCAGCUGGCUCAACGGAUCGAUAACCGCUUUCUGACUCUGCUGAUCUCCACAACGGAUUCCUGCGUUUCAAUUGUGUUUUAACGGCUUUCUGACGCCAGCGUAGCGGAUCCCCGGACGGUCCCGGGUCGACUUGACGAUCCGCCGACCCCGGUCCCCUCCCCGGUGAUAAAGAAGAAAGAGGAGGGAGGAGGAGAAAGCGCAGGUACACAGCAGGUAAAAAUAACGGCUUCAGCAGAAAAAGCGCGGCUCUCCUCGGGACUGAAGCAAGUCUCCCUGAUAACGGAUCACCACCGGGAACCCGAGGGAGCGACCCGGAUCUCACCGGAGAGAAGUUACCGGAGGACCGGAGGACCGGAGGACUUGAUCUGGAUCUUCACCGGCUACAUUAGACAUUUUCACGGACCGUUAAUGACCAGCCUCCAUUAUUACAACCAGGCUGAUCUCAUUAAAGGAAGGACCGACUGACUCUUUGUCUGUUUUGGGAUCCACUGAAUAACUAGAUUCCGGGGUAUCAAUCAUUUUAAUCCAUUUUCAUCCAUCAGUCUUCUGAGCUGGAAAGCUGGGAUCGUUCGACCCCGUGGAGUACCCGAGUGAAUUAUCUCCUCCACGGUGAAAUAAACCCACAUGCUGGCCGUAAAUUAUCCACUUAACCCCCUCAAGAGAGAGAGAGGGAGAGAGACAUAGACCGAGGCUGCAGUGAGAGAGUGAGCCCCUUUAUUAAACACCAAGUAAAAGCUCAUUUAACGUGACGCUUCUGAUGUAAAAGCAUAAAACAAGUAGAAAAAUCUCCUUUAUCGUCCUGCAGUUAUCAGAUAAUUAAUAAUUAAUUAAGCAAAGAUUUGUGUGGAAAAAGGUUUGAAUAUAUGAUAAAUGUAGUAAACACAGAUUUAAUCCGUUUGAAUCUUGACUUUAAUAAAAUUCGGUCGGUCAUUUGUUGUCUGUUUUGAUGUAAAGAAAAAAAAAGUCCUGAGUCCUCAUCUGACUCCAAACUGAAGUGUAAUCAAAAUCAUCUUAGAGAUCCUUGUAGUGCAUCUGUGGCUCCUAAUACUGACCUUAAUGUUCAGUAAGGCAUUUUCAUUUCCCACUGUAUCAUAAUAAUAAUCCCAUAAUAGUCCGGUAGGGGUUUAUUCAUGCUUCAUUGCAGGACUGGAAGAGCUUUAACUCUGAAGAAAUUAACUUUAUGACAACCUGGGGACAAAAACCUGCUGCUUUAAAUCUCCUGUGUGGUUUAAACUUCAGGUUCAGGAUCUCUGUCUUGGAUGCAUGUUGAUCAAAUGAUGGAUUCUGAAACUUGAAAUGAGGAUUUUGAUUAUUCAAAAGUGAAUUUAAAGCCUAAUUUGAUAACAAAUCUGUCUAAAUAGUGACUUCAUCUUCAUUGCCAGUGCAAAGGGUCUUAACAAGGCUUUAUUCCCAGCCUGACUCCUCAGCCUGUGGUGGUUCAGAGUCUAUCUUACCCUGCUGAUUAUCAGGGAAGGUCUAUGGAUGGUACGCUCACUGUAUAGCCACAUCCUCAACAGCAUACCUCCUCCUCCUCCUCUUCUUCCUCAGCCUCCUCUAGAACUUGAAAUCGAGCCAUGCAGCAUUGAUUUUUGUUCUCCUCACCGCAAAACCGAAUCGCACACGACCAUCUCCUCCUCUCCGGUUUGUCAGUUUUGUUGCCUGACAUGUGAGCCGUGCCGCAGGGUUGAUUUUCCACCCCGAGUCGGAGCUGAAGGACGUUCAUAACGGUCCAGCAGCGGUGAGGUCAGGGUUCAGGAUUUGUGUCAGGAUCACAGACUGGAGGCUUGACGGACUGAAAACUGGAGUCUUUGGGACUGUUUUUCACAUUGAAUCUGUAAACCAGCUGGAAUCUGACCUGAGCAUAAAUGAAUGUUUUUCUGACCCUGAACCUUGAGGACAUUUCUUUGACGUUUGAGUGACACUUUUAGUUAAAUGGGACUAAACGACAGCAGCCCAGGCGCCAUGCGGAAUGGCCGCGGCCUCUCGGACCAGUGGGCGGAGUCGGUGGUGGUCCGGCCUCGAACCACCGAGCGCCACAUCACGGUGCACAAACGGCUGGUGCUGGGCUUCGCCCUGUCCAUCCUCACCCUCAUCAUCGUCACGGCGGUGGCUGUGGUGCUCAGCGUCCGCUUCGAGGAGUGCGGCGGACGAGAUCGUGAAGGAGCCACGGGGGAGUCGGGUUCGCGAGGAGGCGGAGGGUCGGCAAAGUUGAACGGCAGCAGAGGGGAGAGGACGGGGGAGAGGGGGGACGAGGAGGCGGCCCAGCCGUGGAGGAACUCGCGGCUCCCGGGUUCGGUGAGGCCGCGGCACUAUGACCUGCAGCUCGCCGUCUACAUGGACAACUUCACCUUCUCCGGGGAGGUCAGCAUCGAGCUGGAGUGCAUCAACGCCACCCGAUUCAUCGUGCUGCACACUGACCGCCUUGAGGUGGACCGGGUGUCCGUCACGGCGGAGGGCGGCGCCGGCGGCCGUCCCGCCAACAGGCCCGGGGGCGGAGCCAUGCGAAUCCACCGCCACUUCCCCUUCCCGGCCAAUCAGAUGUACGUCGUGGCGCUGCACCGCGAGCUGAAGCCGAUGAGGGUUUACCGGCUGAACGUGAGCUACGACGCCGCCAUCGAGGAUGAGCUGCUGGGCUUCUUCAGGAGCUCGUACACCCUGCAGAGAGAGAGACGUUACCUGGCGGUGACUCAGUUCAGCCCCAUCCACGCCCGGAAGGCCUUCCCCUGCUUCGACGAGCCCGUCUACAAGGCCACGUUCUCCCUCACCCUCCGCCACGACCCGCAGUACACCUCGCUGUCCAACAUGCCCGUCGAGGGCAGCUCGCUGUCGGACGAAGACGGCUGGGUGACCAAUCGCUUCGCCCGCACGCCCCACAUGUCCACGUACUACCUGGCCUGGGCCGUCUGCAACUUCACCUACAGGGAGACGCAGAGCGACGGCGGCGUGACGAUCCGUCUGUACGCUCGGCCGGAUGCCAUUUCUAGCGGAGCUGGAGACUACGCCCUCCACAUCACCAAGAGGCUUCUGGGAUUUUACCAGGACUACUUUAAAGUUCAGUACUCACUGCCCAAGCUAGACUUGUUGGCGGUGCCCAAACAUCCCUACGCCGCCAUGGAGAACUGGGGCCUGAGCGUCUUCGUGGAGCAGAAGAUCCUGCUGGACGCCGAGGUGUCGUCGUCAUCCUAUCAGAUGGAGCUGACCAUGGUCGUCGUCCACGAAAUCUGCCACCAGUGGUUUGGUGAUCUGGUGACCCCGGUCUGGUGGGAGGACGUCUGGUUAAAAGAAGGUUUCGCUCAUUUCUUCGAGUACGUCGGCACCGACUUCCUCUUCCCAAAGUGGAACAUGGAGAAGCAGCGCUUCCUGACUGAUGUCCUCCACGAGGUGAUGCUAUUGGAUGGGCUAAGUUCCUCCCACCCGAUCUCCCAGGAAGUGGAGCAGGCGACGGACAUUGAUAGAGUCUUUGACUGGAUCGCCUACAAAAAGGGGGCAGCGUUAAUCCGGAUGUUGGCUAAUGUGAUGGGACAGUCGCUGUUCCAGAAAGGACUCAAUGAUUAUCUGCUGAGUCACAUGUACAGCAACGCAGCCAGAGAGGACCUGUGGAGCAAACUGUCUCAGGCCAUGCGUUCAGAGGGGCGGGACAUCGACAUCGGAGGCAUGAUGGACAGGUGGACUCUCCAAAUGGGCUACCCCGUUGUUACCAUCAGCAAGAACCAAUCCGAGCAGCUCCCCACUCAUUACAUCACCGUCAGCCAGGAGCACUUCCUGUAUGGACAGGAAGUCAGAAACAACAACAGCCUCCAGUGGCAGGUGCCAUUGACGGUCGCGGUGGGAAAUGCGUCCGCUGUUGGUUCAGAGAGCCUCAUCUGGAUCAACAAUAAGACAGAAACCCACAGGAUUGGUCAAAUGGACGACAAAACCUGGUUGCUAGGUAACAUCAACCAGACAGGCUACUUCCGUGUGAACUAUGACCUCCAGAACUGGAAACUGUUGAUACAGCAGCUUCACAACAACCCUCAGAUCAUCUCCGUUGGAAACAGGGCAGGACUUAUCGACGAUGCCUUCAACCUGGCCAGGGCUGGGUACCUCCCACAAGGCGUGCCCUUGCAGCUGAUUGGCUAUCUGCCGGAGGAGACGUCCUUCCUGCCGUGGCACUCCGCCAGCCGAGCGCUCUACCAGCUGGACAAACUGUUGGACCGCACGGACGAAUACAGCCUGUUCAGUGACUAUGUGCUGAAGCAGGUUGCGUCACGGUACCAUCAGAUGGGUUGGCCAACAAACGGCCCCGGCAACGAGGGCAACGUGCUGCAGGCGUCCUAUCAGACUGAGGAGUUACAGAGAGAGCUCAUCAUGCUAGCGUGUAGCUUCGGGAACAAGCAGUGCCACCGUCAGGCCGUCGCCUACAUCUCUGACUGGAUCUCCAGCAACAAGAACAGGAUUCCUCCGAACAUCAGAGACAUAGUUUACUGCACUGGGGUCAGCCUGAUGGACGAGGACGUGUGGGAGUUCAUCUGGAUGAAGUUUCACUCGUCCAACGCCGUUUCAGAGAAGAAGAUCCUGCUGGAGGCUCUGACCUGCUCGGACAACGUCUUCCUCCUCAACAGGUUACUGAACCUGUCUUUGACCUCUGACCUGGUCCCAGAACAGGAUGUGAUCGACGUCAUCAUCCACGUGGGCAGAAACCCUCAAGGUCGAAACCUCGCCUGGAAAUACUUCAGAGAAAAGUGGGACGUCCUCAACGCUCGUUAUGGCGAAGCCUUGUUCAUGAACUCAAAGCUUAUCGGUGGAGUCACAGAGUUCCUGAACACUGACAAAGAGCUCAACGAGUUAAAGGAGUUCAUCCAGUCCAGCGGCGUGUCGGCGGGCCCUGCGUUGCCGCGGGCGCUGGAGAUCGUUGAGGGCAACGUGCGCUGGCACCGCCUCCACCGGCGGCAGUUCUACCAAUGGCUGCGCAAACCGCCGAGCCCCGCCCUCGGCUAACGCUACACCUGCUAGCAAGAGUGAAGCGACUGCAGACUGACUGCUAAGCUAAAGCUAAUGCACUGCUAGCUUACAGAUGCAGUCAGAGAGAGUGAAAAAAAUGAGUGAAUGAAGAGAAAGACUGACUCGACUGGUUAUUCAGCUGUUUCGUCUACUGGUUUUGCUCUUAAAGAAACGUGUUUUCAAACUUUUUAUUUCGGAUGGAUUAUUUGUGUGGCUGAUGUGGUUAAACUGGUUUCUGCGCUGUGAAAAAGGCAAAUUUAGGUAACCGAAGCUUGUAGCUAGCAGUCACGAAUUGAGAAAUUGCUAGCUAGCAGGUAGCCUCAAAACCAACACGUUACAGAUAUGAUCAGAAAAUUAAAUGAAACGCAGUAGUAGAUAAAUGUUGUUGAAUACAGUUGUUUCUUGACUUAAAACCCAACACUAUGUUCAGGAACUUUUCUGUAAACUACAAAAUAACCAACUUAAUACAUUAUCAAUACAUAAUUAAGAGUUUGUGGAACCUUCCAGACAUACAUGAAACACUGAACGUCAGAGGUUCGAUAUGCAACCUCAGCUAAGGUGUUUGGUCAGGUGACACAGGUGUUGACACUGUCUCCUCAGCAUCACCUCCGCAAGGCAGCGACCUGACCUGCUUUUCUGGGCAGCUUCUCACAUCUGAGCUAAAGGUUUUCACAGGUCUGACAGUCAGAACCUGACCAGAACAGAACCUUUGACCGUCCAAUUUGAACCUGAAACUGAGCUGAAAUUAGCCAAACAAUCCAGCGAAAACAUCCAGACCAAAAUGUAUCGCUCUGAAAGGAUCAAGCACAAUCUCUAACCCGUCAAAAGACAUAUUCACACCUGCAAUUCUCUGCAUUUUGAUUGGCUGACUAAAGAUGAAGCUUGUGUUUUCCGCCCCUCUCGGCUCUAAUCCAAAGUCCUCAACAACCAGAGAGCUAGAGCGGUUUAAACCGGACCUGCCUGUAUUCGCUACAUUAAACCAGCUGAGAGCCACAUCCAGCUUCCCCAGCAGUCAGCUGCAUGUCGAUCACUGAACAGAGCUGUAAUUAACACUACAUGGACUGUAUGUCCUCUGAUCACAGCUCUCAGAGGACUCGUUCAAACUCAUUAACUCUCCUCAGCAUUCAAACGGCUUCUGCUCGAGUUUAAAAAGCACAUUUGUUUUUCUUCGGAUCAAAAACUGCAGCAGUUUGGAAAAUAUCAGCGGGUUUGGGAAGCUUUUGCCGGGGCCUCGCUUCAGAAAUGUACUUUGAAUAUAAAAGCUAAUAAUAAACCACAGAGAAUGCCACAUGAGGAGGAGGCACUGAAAGGUGGUGACGCUGUGGUGUGUUCGGUGGUUGAACCAGUAGAGCCGGAAAGCAUUUAAACAGCCUGAAGGGAAAACAAAUUAACAAGAUGAAAAAGUGCUCACGUAUAAAAGGCAGGUUGGUAUGUGGCAAAGGUGGAAUGGAGACUGAAUCUGACUUGACAAACUUGAAAUUGAAUCAACAAAAACUAACCCAUGAAUUUACACAUGAAUAUCCUGGUUUACAUUUCCCAGUUUCUGUUUGAGAAGUAUGUAACUGUGUUGUCUAAAGGGAUUAUUGAAAUACCAAAUAAAUAAACUGAUGCAGUCAGAGGAAACAGGAAAGGAAAAUAGGAAAGAAAUAGAAUGAAUUUUAAACGAGGACAUUUUAUUUCAUCUACAUGGUUACAAAUAAAGACAAAAAGGACAAAGACGAGACACGAGUCUUUCUUAGUUUCUUCUAACAGGUAUUUUCUUCUUAGCUAUCUGUUGUUGAUUUUACUACUGAGAGAAACAAAUGAGACAGAAUCGUCACUAAAUUAGAAAGUAUGGUCACAUGAUCCAGGACCCUCAAACACCAAACAUAGCUGUGUCAAAAAAUCACUCCCUUCGUCACUCACUAACUUUUCUUCGUACCAUUUAACAUGAUUUCAUGUCAAGUUGCAUCGGCCAUCAUCAUAGACAAAGCCUUGAAUAAUGGAGUUUUUAGCCAAAACUUAUUCUCUGUUAUUCUAAUUUCAUUGUGGGACACUACAAAGUACAAACUAUACAUUUACAACUCAAAGCGAAGUGGCAGAAAGCAAACAAAAAUGACACAGCUCAUGUUAAAAUCGUUUCCCCAAACCCCACCCACAGGAAAUCUCUCAGCCAAUGAACAUACUCGUUAUUUAGUGACCAACUCCUGAGAGUCGUGGGACUAUAACACUGACAGACCACCUUUCAGACUGAGAGUAAAAAUUUGACCAAAUGAAAACUCAGCAGAUCUCUGUGGUUUCAUAAAGCACAAAAAAAGAAAGUUGUUGGAUGAAGUACUUCAGCCUCGGCUGCUGGGUGGGAAGAUAUUUUUUAGCCAAUCAGUGGUUAGCUUUUAGUCAGUCCUUUUUUCUGUCCCCAAAUGUAUGAAGAAAUGAGUGGAUGUUAGCAAAAUUCGGACAAAGAACUGGCCAAAAAGACACCUGGGAUUAUCUGAGUGUCACUAUAUGCAGAUGAUGUGGCUUUUUAAAUGAGACUGUUCAUAUGCGGACAUGACAAGUUCAUCAUCAGUGGACUUGUACAGCUUGUGUGACACGAUUGGACAUAGUUUAGGAAUUUACAGCAUGACAGAUUCUGCAGCAUGAUGGACUUGUGGCGUGAUACAAGUCAGCAGCGCUGUAAACUUCACAGGGUGGUGGAUUCUACGGAGUGAUGGAUUGAUGGACCUCACAAGGCAUUGAACUUUAAGGAUUGAUGGAUUCUAACUGCAACGGAUUCUUCAAUGGACAGCUGGCGGGACGGAAUUUACUGCUUGAGUCCUGCAGUGAGAUCUAUUCUGGUGCAACAGACAAAAAUGAUCUCCACAGUUUGACAGAUGUGAUGGCCCGAUGGAGUCGUCAGUGCAACAAAUCCUACGACACAAAUGACUCUGUAACAGUGUGACAGAAAGUAUGACGGACUCUGCAGGUCAACAGAUUUUCAGCAUGGAUUGUACAGUGUAAUGGGCUCUGCAGUGCUGUGGAUGUUACAGGCUGUGGAGGCCUGCCUUCCCCCUCAGAGUUUUAAAUGUAAAUGUUACUGACUUGAACUGUGGAGUCUUGGAAAUGAUGAGCUGGACACCGAAUGAUUUUUUGAGGGCCAACUUGGAGACUUUUAAGAAUAUUGGAAAAGGACUUAAAAUGAAUCAUAAUGAACUUCUGAAAGUCUGGUGCAUUGACCCUCCGUCCUGUUCAACAGACUUUUUGAAGUUAUUCCUCUUCUGUUAGAUCCGGCUUUGAUGUUAAUAAUUGAGCCAUAUAUGAAUUAAUGGGCCUGCCUGCUUCUGUACACUGUGUGUGUGUGUGUGUGCGUGUGUGUGUGUGCGUGCGUGUGUGACUGUGAGUGUGUGCAUGAGUAAGUGUGUGUGUGUGUGUGUGUGUGUGUGUGUGAGUGAUGAGGAUGAUGAUGAAGAUAACAGCAGGACUGAUGGCGAUGAUGUCUGCUGUGUCAGUCUUGAUGAUUAAGAUUAUGAUAAUUAAAAUUAUUGUGAUUAUGAUCAGGACUGAGGACGGUGAUAGGUUUAAUGAUGAUGGUUGAGUCAGUAAUUGAUGUGAAAAAGCUAAUCAGUGUUAUUCUAAUUAUUAUGCUAAUUAUUCAAUGCAUUUUGAACCUGUAUUGUCCUGUCAGGGAAAUUAGCUUUAUAGACAUAAAGCACACAACAAAUCUGCCCCAUGUAAAUCACACAAUGUUUAAAAUUAAAGUGCAGAACUUGAAGAUGUUGAAGCAGAUGAAAUCGGCGUUCAUGAUGGUUAUGAUCACAAUGAUGAUGGUGACGAUGAGGUAAUGACAGUGACGGAAACAGGAAGUUGCAGAGCUGAGUUUAAUCCUACUUCCUGUUUGCACUGCUGUGGUAUCCUGUGUUUUCUGAUUGGAUGAUA
Molecule: messenger RNA, 9326 nt
Organism: Chelmon rostratus (copperband butterflyfish)
Lineage: Eukaryota; Metazoa; Chordata; Actinopteri; Chaetodontiformes; Chaetodontidae
Product: thyrotropin-releasing hormone-degrading ectoenzyme-like
Exons: 20
Coding region: 2385-5429 (1014 amino acids)
Biological process (GO): proteolysis; peptide catabolic process
Cellular component (GO): cytoplasm
Molecular function (GO): peptide binding; zinc ion binding; metalloaminopeptidase activity
Source: RefSeq, a predicted model, not a curated record